GGCCGGGGCUGCGCAGUCAUGAUCACUGCCGAGGCCGUGGCGGACUCCGCCGUCCCCUCGGUGCCCGGCACUGCAGUGGCUACCGGUGUCCCGGAGCGCGAGGAGCCAGCGUGGCCCUGGAAAGAUGCCCCGAUCCGGGCGCUGGUGCAGCGCAUCCACCAGUUGCAGGCUGAGCGCGCGCAGGCCUUCCGCCGGCUGGAGGAAGGCCACCUCCAGUACCUGCGAAGCGGCCCGCCCUACGACUUCCCGCGCUACCGGAGCACGGUGCACGAGGUGACCCAGGCCUUCGCGGCCGCCUCGCGAGAGGUGCUGGCGGUGGAGACCGAGCUGGCGGGACCCAGAGGGCAGCCGCUGCUCGCGAGCCACGUGCGUAGCCUGCAACAGCUGGAGCAGACUCGCCUGGCCACGGUGGCGCUGCUGCAGCUGAUGGGGGCACCAGAGCUGUCUGGGCAGGAGAACACUCUGGAGAUGCACCAGCUGAAGAUGAAUCCCGAUGCGCUCUUGUAGGGUAAUUAAAACCAUGGAAGCAAUCAGCGAGGUUCUUCAGGACCUUAGGUUUGAUGCAGAAUCUGCCGAGUGAUGGUGGCUCCCCAGGGACACGCCGAGGGACACGGGAAAUGGCGUGAAUGGCACCCAGCCCACCCCUGGACUGUCAGCUGGCUGGGGUCAUGCUCCACCAGGUUGCUGACAGCCCUUGAGUUUGCUGUGACUCCCACAAUAAAGGACCCUUCAUUUGCA
Mirounga angustirostris (Northern elephant seal) is the source of this 738-nucleotide messenger RNA. RefSeq names its product required for excision 1-B domain containing (gene REX1BD). The record is from RefSeq and is a predicted model, not a curated record. The transcript has 5 exons. Bases 19 to 507 code for a protein of 162 amino acids. Lineage: Eukaryota; Metazoa; Chordata; Mammalia; Carnivora; Phocidae.